GCGGGGCGCGGGGCGCGGGGAUGGCGGGGCCCGGCUGGGGGCCCCCGCGGCUGGACGGCUUCAUCCUCACCGAGCGCCUGGGCAGCGGCACGUACGCCACCGUGUACAAGGCCUACGCCAAGAAGGACACCCGCGAGGUCGUAGCCAUAAAGUGCGUGGCCAAGAAGAGCCUGAACAAGGCCUCGGUGGAGAACCUCCUGACGGAGAUCGAGAUCCUCAAGGGCAUUCGACACCCGCACAUCGUGCAGCUCAGAGACUUCCAGGUGCGGGCCCGGGGUGGGGCGGCCCCCACGGGGCGCUGGAGGGACGCUCCCUUCCAGCUGCCGUCUGCGUCUGCCUGUCGCCGCAGUGGGACAGCGACCACAUCUACCUCAUCAUGGAGUUCUGCGCAGGGGGCGACCUGUCCCGCUUCAUCCACACCCGCAGGAUUCUGCCCGAGAAGGUGGCUCGCGUCUUCAUGCAGCACUAGUGCCCUGCAGUUCCUACAUGAACAGAAUAUCUCUCACCUGGAUCUGAAGCCACAGAACAUUCUGCUGAGCUCCUUGGAGAAGCCCCACCUUAAACUGGCAGACUUUGGCUUUGCACAGCACAUGUCUCCCUGGGACGAGAAGCAUGUGCUCCGUGGCUCCCCCCUCUAUAUGGCCCCCGAGAUGGUGUGUCAGCGGCAGUACGACGCCCGGGUGGACCUGUGGUCCGUGGGGGUCAUCCUGUAUGAAGCCCUCUUCGGGCAGCCCCCCUUUGCCUCCAGGUCAUUCACGGAGCUGGAAGAGAAGAUCCGGAGCAACCGGGUGAUCGAGCUCCCUCUGCGGCCCCCACUCUCCCGAGACUGCCGGGACCUGCUGCAGCGGCUCCUGGAGCGGGACCCCAACCGUCGCAUCUCCUUCCAGGACUUCUUUGCCCACCCCUGGGUGGACCUGGAGCACAUGCCCAGUGGGGAGAGCCUGGCACGAGCAACCGCCCUGGUGGUGCAGGCUGUGAAGAAGGACCAGGACGGGGACGCCGCAGCCGCCUUAUCGCUCUACUGCAAAGCCCUGGACUUCUUUGUGCCCGCGCUGCACUACGAAGUGGAUGCCCAGCGGAAGGAGGCGAUCAAGGCAAAGGUGGGGCAGUACGUGUCCCGGGCUGAGGAGCUCAAAGCCAUCGUCUCGUCCUCCAAUCAGGCCCUGCUGAGGCAGGGGACCUCUGCACAAGACCUGCUCAGAGAGAUGGCCCGGGACAAACCUCGGCUCCUUGCGGCCCUGGAAGUGGCUUCGGCUGCCAUGGCCAAGGAGGAGGAGACUGGUGGGGAGCAGGAUGCCCUGGACCUGUACCAGCGCGCCCUGGGGGAGUUGCUGGUGCUGCUGGCAGCGGAGCCCACAGGCCGGAGGCGGGAGCUGCUUCACACUGAGGUUCAGAACCUCAUGGCUCGAGCCGAAUACCUGAAGGAGCAGGUCAAGGCCGUCACUUACUCAGGGGCUGCUCGGUGGGGCCCAGGCCCGCCUGGCUCCCCCUCACCCCUGGGCUGCCUGUAUGCCCCACAGAUGAGGGAGUCUCGCUGGGCAGCCGAGACCCUGGACAAGGAGGGACUGUCCGAGUCCGUUCGUACCUCGUGCACCCUGCAGUGACCCCAGAAGGAUGACCGGAUGACCACAAGCCAGCCAUCGCUGCGGACACACCUGGACCGAUGCCCAGGAUCCUGUGGCCCCCUGCAAAGCUACAGAGCAGGCUUCCGGCAUGGGCAGCUCUAAGACACACACCCCCAGGAUACUUGGCACUUCCCAGGUGGCCUGAUGGCCUGUGUCCCCUGGUGGGGAGUGCUGGGCCUUGGCCCGUGGGGGAAGGGGAGCAGGACUCUGGGAGAAGACUUUCCUCUGCGUGACUUCUGUGAUUUAGUGACUGCUGGAUCCUGAGCCUGUCAGUUUGGGGGCCCCGAGCCCCUGGCCUUGCUCUGAGAACAGGGCAGGGGGCCCUCUGCAGGGUGCUUCUCCUCUGGCUCUUCCCUGUCAGCAGACAGCUGUGCCCUGGGCCCACCCUGUCCUUCCCGGCAACCCUUACCACAACUCCCUCCCUCCUGGCACUGGAAUGGGGCACCCCCAGACCCCUCAGGGACCACCCACCCCGCACUGGGCACUCAACCCCACAGAGCUCACCAGGUUUCCUGGGAGCUGACACCUGCCGCCCUCUCGAUAGUUUAAGACAAUCCCUCAGACCUGAAGAUAAUAUACUUUGCAGAGGUGGGACCAAGGCUUGGCCAUGCCUUCUUGUUCCCGCUCUGGCCCAGGGGGCACAAGGAGAGCGGUCCUUAGCCUUUAGCCUUCGCCCCUACUUGCCACAGAGCUGGUCCCGGCCUGGAAGGGGGAGGCAUGGGGGUGCCUGACCCAUCCGGCUGCAGAGGAGCUAGCAACCCAGGAAACCUGGUUCUGGGUCUGCCCUUGCUGCUACUCCAGUGUGUGACCCUGUGCACGUCCCUUCCCCUUUUCUGGACUGAGUCUCCCCAGCUCUACAAUGGGGCUGUGAAUACCUCCUCAGCUCCCCACGUAGGCUUUUAAGAGGACAGCAGUGACUUUAAUCUGGAGAAAAAUGUAUACACGUGGAGUUCUUUGGGGGUUCUUUUAAAAAAAAAGUCCACAAGGGUGCUGGUGAUCUCUGACCUUUGUGCCCUUUAGUGCCUCCUAGGGCAAGAGGUGUCUUCCUUGCAGGAGGCUAGGUGUAAAGAAUAUAAUUCGUUGUUUAUUAAAUUAUUUUCUGAA
Messenger RNA from Nyctereutes procyonoides (raccoon dog), 2729 nucleotides. RefSeq names its product unc-51 like kinase 3 (gene ULK3). The transcript is spliced from 15 exons. Gene Ontology annotation, biological process: protein autophosphorylation; autophagosome organization; peptidyl-serine phosphorylation. NCBI's taxonomy places the organism in Eukaryota, Metazoa, Chordata, Mammalia, Carnivora, Canidae. The coding region runs from base 21 to 1604 and encodes 527 amino acids. The record is from RefSeq and is a predicted model, not a curated record. Gene Ontology annotation, cellular component: autophagosome; cytoplasm. Gene Ontology annotation, molecular function: protein serine/threonine kinase activity; ATP binding.